UUCAAAUUCAAUUCUAACAGUUUCACAACUUCACUUCCUCCUGAUUCUCUCAUGUGAUCUUGGAUCUCUCUCUCUCUCUUCUCUACACUUCUAGAAACCAGAACUUUUAUGGCAUUACUGUGAUAUUUCCAUAAAUCAGCUUCCUUUUCUUCUUCUUGCUUUCGCCGGAGAUUAUGGGAGGCUGUACCUCCAAACCCUCCACCUCCGGCAGACCUAACAACCCUUUCUUUCCCGGAAACGACUAUCCCCAAAUUGACAAUAUUACCCCUACCCAUCUCGAUAAUUCACCACUUCCUACCCCUUCCGCCGCAAAGGCCUCUCCUUUCUUCCCCUUCUACACGCCGAGCCCUGCUCGCCACCGCCGCAAUAAGAGCCGUGACGUCGGCGGCGGAGCAGGAGAGAGCAAGAGCGUGACCAGCACGCCGCUCCGUCACUUACGGCGUGCGUUUCACCCACCGUCUCCGGCGAAACACAUACGGGCGGCGUUACGGCGGAGGAAGGGAAAAAAGGAGGUUCCGCCGCAGCAAGCGACGGAGAUUCCGCCGCAGGAGGAGGAAGAUGAAUUAGGGCUUGACAAAAGAUUUGGUUUUUCGAAGGAGUUUCACAGUAGAGUAGAGUUAGGCGAAGAGAUCGGUCGAGGGCAUUUCGGGUAUACUUGUUCUGCUAAAUUCAAGAAAGGAGAGCUCAAGGGUCAAGUGGUUGCUGUUAAGAUCAUUCCAAAAUCUAAGCUACUCCAUUGUAGUGUAGUUGAUAGAUUAGAAUAUUGGCAGAUGACAACUGCAAUUGCUAUAGAAGAUGUGAGAAGGGAAGUGAAAAUUCUACAGGCUUUAUCUGGACAUAAGAAUCUGGUACAGUUCUACGAUGCAUUUGAGGACAAUGCCAAUGUCUACAUUGCGAUGGAGCUAUGUGAAGGUGGUGAACUACUUGACAGAAUAUUAGCAAGGGGAGGGAAAUACUCAGAGAAUGAUGCAAAACCAGUGAUUACACAAAUCCUAAAUGUUGUAGCUUUCUGUCAUCUCCAAGGAGUUGUUCAUCGAGAUCUUAAACCAGAGAACUUCUUGUACACUUCCAAGGAUGAGAGUUCCCAGCUUAAAGCCAUAGACUUUGGCUUAUCAGAUUUUGUCAGACCAGAUGAAAGACUCAACGAUAUAGUGGGAAGUGCGUACUAUGUAGCACCUGAAGUUCUACACAGAUCAUAUACAACAGAAGCGGAUGUAUGGAGCAUCGGAGUCAUAGCAUACAUUCUACUAUGUGGAAGCCGUCCGUUUUGGGCAAGAACCGAGUCCGGAAUCUUCAGAGCGGUUCUUAAAGCCGACCCGAGUUUCGAUGAAGCUCCUUGGCCCUUCUUGUCCUCUGAAGCUAAAGACUUUGUAAAGAGGUUAUUGUAUAAAGAUCCCCGGAGAAGAAUGUCAGCCUCCCAAGCCUUGAUGCAUCCUUGGAUCCGAGGUUAUAAUACGGACAUGAAUAUCCCGUUUGAUAUUCUGAUCUUCAGGCAGAUAAAGGCCUACUUGCGAUCUUCUUCAUUGCGCAAAGCUGCUCUGAGAGCUCUGUCCAAGACGCUAAUCACUGAUGAAAUUAUUUACUUGAAGACUCAAUUUUCUCUGCUUUCACCAAAUAAAGAUGGCCUCAUCACAUUGGAGAACAUUAGAUUGGCACUUUCACGCAAUGCAACAGAGGCAAUGAAGGAGUCUCGAAUCCCAGAGUUUCUUGCUUUGCUAAACGGGCUUCAAAACAGAGGAAUGGAUUUCGAAGAGUUUUGUGCAGCUGCCAUAAACGUUCAUCAGCAAGAGUCGCUUGAUUGUUGGGAACAGAGCAUUCGUCACGCUUACGAGCUUUUCGACAAGAAUGGAAACAGAGCUAUUGUCAUUGAAGAACUUGCCUCUGAGCUUGGUGUUGGACCAUCAAUAACCGUACAUUCGGUUCUUCAUGAUUGGAUAAGACACACAGAUGGGAAACUGAGCUUCUUCGGGUUUGCUAAACUGUUACAUGGAGUCUCUGUUCGACCCUCGGUGAAAACUACACGGUGAAGAUAAUGAAAUGAAACAAACAUGACAAAGCGAAAGAAAUUGAUAAAAAGAAGGAGGGGGUGUCAUGAACUUUAACUCUGAUUCUUGAAUCAGUGUAGCGAGAGAAGUGUAAAAGGAAUAUAAAGUUUCAUACAAAGAGCAAUUCUAAGGAAAUUGUUGCUAAUAAAAUAGUAACUUCUAACUACAGUCUCUGUGCGGAAUCAAGAGAAAGAAAAAGUGGGGAAUACUUAACCCGACUUCACAUUUUCUUACUUGUAAAAACAUCUGAUUUUGUCGCUUGUCUUCGUUCUCAAAGAUUAUGGAAUGCAUGCUUCGAGAGAGCAUUAUGUUUUAAUUUUUUUUUUUUUUUAUAUUUCC
Messenger RNA from Thlaspi arvense, 2384 nucleotides. The record is from the annotation of a GenBank genome assembly. Lineage: Eukaryota; Viridiplantae; Streptophyta; Magnoliopsida; Brassicales; Brassicaceae.